This is a messenger RNA of Bombina bombina (fire-bellied toad), 2846 nucleotides long. It is a transcript of the gene NSUN7, whose product is annotated as NOP2/Sun RNA methyltransferase family member 7. The coding region runs from base 56 to 2254 and encodes 732 amino acids. NCBI's taxonomy places the organism in Eukaryota, Metazoa, Chordata, Amphibia, Anura, Bombinatoridae. The transcript is spliced from 11 exons. Gene Ontology annotation, molecular function: methyltransferase activity. The record is from RefSeq and is a predicted model, not a curated record.
AUAAAUUGAUUGUGCUGCAAUUUAGAACCCUGCUGCCAAUGACGUCUUAUUAAAAAUGCCAACCUUACAGAGUAAUAUGAAUGUGAAUAGUGCAAGGCAUUCAGUUGUUGGUCAAGUCUUGGAUAUGAAACUGUCUCAAAAUAGCACAGACUCCAUAGUUCGGGGGUUAUCUUGUCUGACUGACAAAGUGAACUACCCUGACCCAAUAUUCGUCAAAGCAGCAGCAAUCUACCAGAACAACCAUGUGAAGAAGCCUCCGGAUAGAAUCCUGGUGAAAUAUGGCACCAACUCAGGGACGUCUGUACCCGACUUUAAAGAUGAAAGAUAUCAACGCUGGUCUUAUGAGCUGGCUUUUAGUGCUCUGAAAUACCAAGACCUCCUAGAAACCAUAUUAUUGGACAGUGGUUUCUUCCAUUUCCAACCACUGCCAGAUGAGUUGGCCAGCCUGGUGGUGGUGAUGCUGUAUGACUUUCAGGAUCGAAAAUUUGAACCUCGCUAUAUGUCUGAUAAAGAAGAAAUAAUAGAGGAGGUUAGAGAAGUAGAAAGAAUGCUUUACAGUUCUAGAACUAAACUAGCAGCUGCCCUAGCAAGAAGUCGGAUUAAGUAUGAUGCUCCUGCCAUUGAAUAUAUUUUACCAGAAGCAGUACGGAAACAAGAAAAGAGAGCUUCAACUAUACCACUUUAUGCUUGGAUCAAUACCGCCAAAACAAAUGACGCAGAGGUGUUUAAUACCCUGAAAACUGAAGGCUUCACAAAAGUAAAAUCACCCUCAAAUUUGGAAGGCCUUACGUAUGUUGCUGACCAGCAUUGUCAUGAUUUGAUUGUAUUUCCUCCUCAUCUUAAAGAUGACCUCAGCAACCUGGAGCUUUUCAUUAAUCACAAACUUGUAUUGCAGAGCAAAGCCCAUAGCCUUGCAGUGCAUUCUGUGAAAUCACUGAUGAAUUUGGAUGACGAUAUCAUUGUGGUUAACCCUUGUUCUGGGUUUACGGCUGCCCAUAUGUCAGUGCUGACAAACCAAUCUAGCUGCAACAUUUUUGUAUGUGGAGUGAACGCUGAAGAAAGGGAAGAAGAGCUACAGCAACUCUUUGGAAACAUGCAGUGCCAAAAUAUUAAACUACUUAAAGAGAGAUUCAUUGAUAUCGAUCCAACAGAUCAGAGGCUGCAAAAAGCAAAACUUCUUCUUCUACUUCCUCAUUGUUCGGGAUCAGGUGUCAGCGACCCAAUAGAAUUUAUUUUAAAUGAAUACGGAGACACAGGGUUGCUGCAGGAUUUCUCCCAAGGAAUAAUGGCAACUGAAAAACUCAAUGAUCUUGCUAAACAGCAACUUACAGAGCUGACUCAUGCAAUGAAGUUUAAUAAAGUUCAAGCAAUCGUGUACUGUACGUCCUCAGUUUACCAAGAGGAAAAUGAGAAUGUGAUCAACCAAGCCUUAGCGCAGCAAGUGGAAAGGAACAAACUGCAUCAGUACAGGCUUAGCCCUCCUGUUAUUCCUCUCAGUAGCCCAUCAGAAAUCAUAUCCGCAUCAAACCAAAUGUUUAAAAUGGAACCAUCAGAGACUGCAAAUGGCCUCUUUAUUGCUGUCAUGGUCAGAGAGCGACAUCCCCCCGAAUCAGUAACUGUUAAAGAUGUCUUGGCUCGUGCUGCUGCAAAAGGACUGCUUGAAGGUCUUGAGGUAUCAAAACCAAUUAAUAAGCAAAAAGAAGGGAAGACAAAGAAAGGAAAAGCAGUUGCUCAGAAACACCCCCCCACUAUUUCUGCUACACAAACAAAGAUUGCAGAAUUUCUGAAACAAGAAACCAGCUUAAAAGGCAAUGAAAAGCCUUCUACAUCUGUUGAACAAAAAACUACAUCAGUUGAUAGGCACUUUACAUCUCAUAAAACCGUAAAUCAAAUUAAUUUUCAGAACCGGAAGCCUUCAAAGGAAAUUUCAGCAUCUGCACUGAUGAGAAAUACAAACAACUUCAGUUCUAUGUUAAAUCGCCAGGCAAAUGUCUGUACGACAAAAGCAAAAUCAGACGACAAAGUGCGUGUGCUCAAGCCUGUACGGAUAAUGUUGCCGCCAGUAACAGGGCCUUGUUUCAGUACCCAACCAGCUGUCAAACUCAGAAAUCCUGCCAAUUGUUUCCAUCAGCGUUGGCAUUCAGUAGCAAGAGAUUCCACACACAACUCCUUUGUUCAGUCGUUAUCUAAAGUUGUUAAAUCCAGAGAAGCGUUACCUUCUGGUUUAAUUCAACAUCCCAAGCCUUGGCUUUAAACACUUAUUUUUAUCUUAUUCAUUCAUCUUUAUAGACAUCUUUAAUAGUUAUAUAUGGGAAAAUAGUAUAUUUUUUUGAGUAGAAUAUAGAGAUUAAAUAUUGCCAAUUAAAGACCCAAAAAUGUAAUUGUAAAUCACAGCAUAUUGUACAGAAAAUUCACCAAUAGCCGUAUUGUCCCAUAUAAAAAUUAACUCAAUACACAUGUGAGAGGGAAAGAAAGGUUUGUGUAUAGCAAUGUGUGUAUUCAGUAGCAAUAAAGUGCAUUAAUGCUAGAGUUUAAAUUCCUAAUCAAAUAUUAAAAAGCAUUUGCAUUCUGAAAUUAAACUCUCAUAAAAUAAUAAAUUGUAUUGUAUUAUUAUUAUUAUUAUUAUUAUUAUUAUUAAUAAUGAUAAAUUCUGUGGGGGGGUCCUUUUUGAUUUUAUAUGCUUUAAUUGGGAUCUUAAACUCUCCAUCAUUAACGUACUUUUUUCGCCACCAAAUUUUACUAGGUUUUUUGUUGUAAAAAUUGCAUGAUGUGUUUGUUUAGUGUAUAUGUUACGUAUUAAAGUUUUGCUGUAUUUUUCUUAUGUUAAAUAAAUGUUCUGUAGUAAA